Molecule: messenger RNA, 1461 nt
Organism: Carya illinoinensis
Lineage: Eukaryota; Viridiplantae; Streptophyta; Magnoliopsida; Fagales; Juglandaceae
Product: transcription factor bHLH153
Exons: 7
Coding region: 674-1093 (139 amino acids)
Biological process (GO): regulation of transcription by RNA polymerase II
Cellular component (GO): nucleus
Molecular function (GO): protein dimerization activity; DNA-binding transcription factor activity, RNA polymerase II-specific; RNA polymerase II cis-regulatory region sequence-specific DNA binding
Source: RefSeq, a predicted model, not a curated record
CACCCUUUCAGAUGCCCUUCACCUCCCCCUACUUCCGGCCCUCUCCCUCAGCUUUCUUUACACAAGCUCCCUCACACACUCUCUCUCUCUCUCUCUCUCUCUCUCUCUCUCUUCGUUUCGUUCUUUCCCACUGUCCGACCAUUGUCAUCGUUCGGAAUCGUUUUCGGACUAUUUUCCCCUUUUAGUAUCAUAUGCCUGCAAAUUUUCUGAUGUUUUCAGCGAAUUCUUGGAACUUUGGGGGAAAAAAAAAAGUAUGUGGCUGAUUCAGUGAAAACCAUGUACGCUGAUUGUGCUUAAAGUCCACGACUUUACAACUUGAAAACCCAACAAACUCUAGCAGAAGUUUUAAUUAAUACACUGAGAGAAAGAGACGAAGAGAAGAAAGAGUGGUUUUAUUUUUUUGGUUUUGGAAGUUGGACGGGGAUAGUAAGUAGGAACAUCAAUAUAAGAAACAUUUAUUUGGGUUUCAAUCAAAGUGGUCCUUAGAUUGGGUGACAUCUGUGGUGGGUCUUGGAGGGUUUGGAGUAAAAAGUUGGAGACGAUCGCGAGCUCCUUGCAAUGCAGACUCUUAAGUACCCUGUGUACCGGUGUAGAUCAUGCCUGUUUACUAGGACUGAUUGGACACGCGGGUGUGACAUAUCUUGAGGGAGAAGAAGGGAUAGAGUUAGGAAAGAUGACGGAACACAAAAGGAGCCCCUGUUCUGUUGAGACAAGUCUCACUUCUCUUACAUCCAAACGGCAUAAGGCUGAUUUGUCUGCCAAGGAGAGGAAGGAUAAACUUGGCGAGCGAAUUGUGACUCUGCAACAGCUUGUUUCACCAUAUGGGAAGACAGAUACAGCUUCUGUCCUUUUGGAGGCAAUGGAAUACAUACAGUUCCUUCAUGAACAAGUUAAGGUGUUGAGUGCUCCAUACCUCCAAAGUACCCCAAGUGUAAUGCAGGAAUUAGGACCAUACAGUUUGAGAAGCAAAGGUUUAUGUCUUGUUCCAGUCUCUUGCACAGCUGGAGUUGCUCGAAGCAAUGGUGCAGAUAUCUGGGCCCCUAUCAAGACUACUUCUCCCAAGUUUGAGAAGGCUAUUUCUCAAUUCCAUUGAGAGGCAAUACGUCGCACAGAGACCGCAAGGGUUUUGAUGCGGCUAGAAUGGUGGUGUAAAGGGUAACCAACUUUUACUGUGCAACAAAUAUUAUGUUGGGCAGAGGCAAAUUAGUGACCGAAAACUUCAGCACGGCGUAUCCAUGGAAAUCUGGAGCGUGAAUAGGCUAUCUUUUGAACUGUGGGAAAGCAAUUUCCUCAACAUCCUGAUUAUAAGCUGGUAAUGGUAGAAGCUUCCUAGUAUCGAAUGUGUAUCAUCUCUCUACUGAUUAUGCGAAAAUGUAUAUUUAGAAAAACCUGAGUUGUAUAAGGAUGAUGAUAAUUAAUUUAUUUAUGAAUAUAUGGAGGGGGGAAUAUCAUUUUACGUAA